Molecule: messenger RNA, 403 nt
Organism: Sinocyclocheilus grahami
Lineage: Eukaryota; Metazoa; Chordata; Actinopteri; Cypriniformes; Cyprinidae
Product: serine--tRNA ligase, mitochondrial-like
Exons: 5
Biological process (GO): seryl-tRNA aminoacylation
Molecular function (GO): serine-tRNA ligase activity; ATP binding
Source: RefSeq, a predicted model, not a curated record
GGCCUGGGGGCUCUACAGAGUUCACCAUUUUAACAAGGUUGAAAUGUUUGGUGUGACUUCGAAUGAGACGGGAGAGGAGAGUUCCCAAUUGUUGGAUGAAUUUGUCACGUUACAGAAGGAGAUUUUCUCUUCCCUAAAACUUCAUUACAGAGUCUUGGAUAUGCCCACUCAAGAGUUGGGGCCUCCUGCCUUCCGAAAAUAUGAUAUUGAGGCAUGGAUGCCAGGACGUGGCAGCUUUGGAGAGAUUUCCAGUGCCUCAAACUGCACAGACUACCAGAGUCGGCGCCUUAACAUUCUUUAUGAGGGAAAUGAUGGAAACCUUAAGUAUGCGCAUACGGUUAAUGCUACAGCUUGUGCUGUUCCACGUACUGUCAUUGCGAUUUUGGAGACACACCAAACCAAG